Messenger RNA from Pelodiscus sinensis (Chinese soft-shelled turtle), 1825 nucleotides. NCBI's taxonomy places the organism in Eukaryota, Metazoa, Chordata, Testudines, Trionychidae. The record is from RefSeq and is a predicted model, not a curated record.
AGCAAAGGGACUGACAAAUAAGCCCUCUUCCUCAGAAUCCACUAAGCUGAACCAAAUUGCUGUCCAGAUGGAAGGAUAUUAGCUAUGCUGUCUGGAGAGUUGCCCUCGCCACCUCUAACACAAUCAAUGCUGCAUACUGUAAACCUCAAGAGAUGCUCCCUUUGUUUCUCUGCCUUUUGUUUGAGAGCCUCUCAGUCCCUAGCAGUAAUUCAUUACAGAUUCUGCCCUGCACCAGGACCAGGAAGAAGACCUUUGUGGUCCUAGCUAGAGCUAGGUAAAUACUACUCCAGAGCACCCACAAACAUUCAUAAAAAAAACAAUGCAAUGGCCAGUCAUGGAGGAGAUCCCAGUUAUAGUAUCUGGACAGAGUGAGUCCACCAGGACUGUGAAACGUUAUCUCCCCACCAGUGUCACCUUAGCUGGCAGACUUUGACCUACUGCCCAGCUAUUAGGAGAGAGUUGCUGAUGCUGCUGUUUCUGCCCCCGCCCCACUCCACUGACUGACCUUCAGACUGUACGGUUCAUGCUUCGCAAUAAACAGCGUGUGUGCAGAAGGCUCUGUGCAGCUCUCCCUGCCGAUCUAGGAACCUUCUUGGGGACCUAUCACUCUGCAGGAGAGACCCAACGCUGCCAUGCGUGUUGCUGUGAUCGGGGCAGGAGUGAUCGGGCUCUCAACAGCCUUGUGCAUCUGUGAUCAGUAUCACUCAGUCAUCCAGCCUCUGGAGAUAGAGGUCUAUGCUGACCGGUACACACCGCUCACCACCAGCGAUGGAGCGGCAGGGCUGUGGCAGCCCUACCUGGAUGAUAAGGAAAACACACAAGAGAGGGUCUGGAACAGAGAGACAUUUGAUUACCUUUGCGGACACCUGAACUCACCAGAAGCAGAGGAAAUGGGGCUCUUCCUAAUUUCUGGCUACAAUCUCUUUACACAGCCAGUUCCGGAACCACCUUGGAAGGACAUUGUCCUGGGAUUUAGGAAUCUGACACUGAAGGAGCUUGAACUCUUCCCUGGUUACAGCUAUGGUUGGUUUAACACCGCACUAAUUUUAGAAGGGAAGAGCUAUUUGCCUUGGCUUACCCAGAGGUUAAAGAAGAGAGGAGUCAAGUUUUUUCAUAAGAAGAUUGAAUCCUUCCAGGAGAUGGGCGCGGACGUUAUCAUAAACUGUACAGGGGUCCGAGCAGGGGACCUGCAGCCAGACCCGGGCUUAAUGCCAGGCCGAGGACAAAUUAUAAAGGUCCUGGCCCCUUGGGUGAAGCAUUUUGUCCUGACUCAUGAUCUUAAAUCUGGAAUCUAUAACUCACCGUACAUUAUACCUGGGAGCAAGCUAGUAACCUUGGGAGGGAUAUUUCAGCUAGGAAACUGGAAUGAAGAGAACAACCCCAAGGAUCACAAAUCAAUUUGGGAAAAUUGCUGCAAGCUGAUCCCUAGUCUCCAGAAAGCAACGAUUGUGGAUGAAUGGAGUGGCUUACGCCCUGUGCGCUACACAGUUCGAUUGGAAAGGGAAGUAGUUCAUCAUGGAUCUUUAAAAUCAGAGGUGAUACACAACUAUGGCCAUGGAGGCUUUGGACUCACCAUCCACUGGGGAUGUGCCAUGGAAGCUGCUAGGAUCUUUGGAAGGAUUCUAGAAGAAAAGAAACUGGCCCAAUCUCCACCGGCCCGCCUUUGAUUUCACAGAAAUAACCUAAUAAGCAUUCAUGCCCUCGGCAGCUCCAAAACUGGUCUCUCGUGUACAGUUUUCAGACUGCUGCCAAUUAACUCCCUGUUGCAUCUGUCUCAUCCUUGCUCAGUUCUCAUAUAAACUACACUGUGCAAAUAUUUCAAAAA